GUCGCCGCAUGCGAUCUGCGACCGUGCUUUCAUCCCAGCGGUUCAACAUGCCACUCUCCUAAUAAAUUAUCUAAUUUAUUUAUCCAGUUAUUAACCCGGUAAUUGGAAGAAUUUGCUAAUUUCUGAAAAAUGAGCAAUAUAAACUCGGCAGCCACCAUUACCGGCAGUCAACAACAUCUUAUUGCGAUCUCUUCAAAAAAACGAAGAACAAUGAAAGAUAUGUUUGGCGACAGGACACAACUGGAGAGAUGGCUGCUACUUGGAAUCGUAACACUAAUAGUAGUGGCUGUUUCUCUUAUUGCACUAUCUAUUUUUCUCUUUAACAGUGAUAGAAAAUUGCAACAUGUAUGCGAGAGUAAGGACUGCAUUCAAACUGCGGCCAUGCUUUUGCAGAGUAUGGACGUGAGUGUGGAUCCGUGCGAUGACUUCUACACGUAUGCAUGUGGCAAUUGGGGCAGCAGUCACGUGUCUCUGGAGGGGCCCCUCUCUUGGUUCACUGAACGUACUAAACAUCUACAGAGCAGAGUAUAUGACAUACUGAGGGAUAAUGACAGCACAUCAGAUCCGAUGCCUUUAAAGUAUGCUCGUCAACUAUACAGAUCAUGCCUUGAUACAGCUCAACUUGAUAAACUGGGAAUUGAACCAAUGAUGCAAGUGUUGGACAGAGUGAGAUUGCCAAGAGCGAUCCCCUCUGAAGAGACGACCGCCAACUUCAGUCUAGCUCGAACUCUGGCUCUAGCACAGCGAGUUCUCAGCAUGGAUAUUCUAGUCACUUUGUCGCUAGAUGUUGACAACUCAACAAACCUCACUACAAUAAAUGUCUCACCAGCACUGGGCUUCUCGCCGCUGCCAGAGCUGCACCUGGUCACUAAGCCAGUCGAGCACAGCCAGGCGCAACUCGACCCUCGGGACAUCCUGCUGCUCAAGGUCACCUACAUUGCCAGUGUCCUUGCUGAGCUCUAUCCUGUCGUCAACACCAGCAACUACAACACAAUCGCCUUCAAAAUUCUGCUCAUGGAGUCUCAUAUCAAAGCUGAUGCCGAUCAAUUGAAUAUUGAAGAUGAGCCAGAGAGGAUGACUUUUGGAGACCUCCAGAAACUCAUGGACGAGGCAAACAGCACUGGAGAGCCAAAUACAAGGUUCGAUUGGGCUGAAUAUUUGGAAGUUUUAUUGGAAAACCUCAACCUGAACAUGACUGUUGGUUUAUCGUCAAUAGUGUAUGUGCAUGGGACGAGCUACUUCGCUGCCAUGGGUCAGAGAUUGCACAAAGUCAAGACAGAAUCAAUACAGCGAUUGAUAUGGUGGAAAAUUAUUGAUGCACUUCUACCACAUACUACAACCACAUUGAGAAUGCUCAAAGAUGAUUUAUUCCGAUCAGUUUUUAGAACCAGCGGGAAGCCAUCCAGGCAGGCAAAAUGUACAAGAAUUGUUAAGACAUUUUUGAAUAUGGCAUUGAGCUAUAAAAUAGCAGUAGAGGAUCCAUUACAUGAAGUUAUACAUAGGGUAAGAGGGAUGCUCAAAGACAUAAUUAGUGCUUUCAAAAGCCUUGUAAGCGAAUUGAAAUGGAUGGACGCCUUCACUAAAGUAGCUACUUUGAAAAAAGUUGAUGCAAUAAAAAGCUACAUUGGCUACCCUGAAUGGCUUCUGGAUCAAGGAGAACUUGAAAAAUUCUAUGAUGGUGUUGAAGUUGUGAAGGGGGAAUUCCUGCAAAGUAUGAUAAAUAUGAAAGCAGUGGAGGUGGCAGCAUUAUUAAAAACAAUUGGGAGUCUUCCAGAUAAUAAUCCAAAAUACAGUUGGGUCAGUGAUCCUAUCGAGGUGAAUGCUUACUAUAGCAGGAACUUGAAUGCUAUUUCAAUACCAGCAGGAAUAUUACAAAUACCAUUCUACUUUUUGGGUUUGGAAGCUUUGAACUAUGGUGCUAUUGGAAGUAUUUUAGGACACGAGGUUACUCAUGGCUUUGAUGUUGAAGGAAAGGACUUUGAUGCGAAUGGAAAGAAGGUGACUUGGUGGAGUGAUCACAUGCUUGUUGAAUACAAUAAGAGGACAGAGUGCUUCAUCAAUCAAUACAACAACUACACACUUGGAGGAAAUAAUGUUAAUGGGACUCAUACUCUAGCCGAAAACAUAGCUGACAAUGGUGGAGUGAGGGAAGCACUACGCGCUUAUAGGAUAUUCAUGAAUCGACGAGGUCCAGAAAAAAGUAUUCCAGGUUUUCAAAACUUCACUCAUGAACAGUUGCUCUUCCUAUCGUUUGCUCAUGUUUGGUGUCAAACAACAACUCCAGAGAGUGACAUACUGACACUCACUGACGUCCACAGUCCUAGCAAGUACAGAGUGUUGGGCAGUCUUGUCAACUUACCAGAAUUUUCAGAGGUAUGGGGUUGUAAACCCAAGUCCCCCAUGAAUCCUGUAUCAAAAUGUAUAUUGUGGUGAUUUUUAUCAAUGAGGAACAGUAUUAUUCUCUUCUGUGAUUUAUUUUUAGUGGAAUAAAUAUGAUUUCUUUCUAAAAAGUUUAGUCUCAUCAACUUUAUCUUGAAUUCCACUUUUCAUCCGAAUAGCAUUAUUUGUUACCUCUGUUUUGGCUAUUUUUUAAUUAUAGAAUUGAGUUUCACG
Molecule: messenger RNA, 2613 nt
Organism: Nilaparvata lugens (brown planthopper)
Lineage: Eukaryota; Metazoa; Arthropoda; Insecta; Hemiptera; Delphacidae
Product: neprilysin-like
Exons: 19
Coding region: 130-2433 (767 amino acids)
Biological process (GO): protein processing
Cellular component (GO): plasma membrane
Molecular function (GO): metalloendopeptidase activity
Source: RefSeq, a predicted model, not a curated record